This is a messenger RNA of Harmonia axyridis, 2526 nucleotides long. RefSeq names its product discoidin domain-containing receptor 2-like. Lineage: Eukaryota; Metazoa; Arthropoda; Insecta; Coleoptera; Coccinellidae. The transcript is spliced from 6 exons. The record is from RefSeq and is a predicted model, not a curated record. The coding region runs from base 431 to 2077 and encodes 548 amino acids.
UGAAGAGGCCGGUGGUGGGGGAACGGUGUGCUAGUAGAAGGGGAGAUAACUUUCCUCCACUGAAUGAUCGAUCGAAGAUCCGCCAGUGGCACUGGCAGAGUAGCUUUGUUGCUCUUUCUCUUUGUUUGAUUUUGUUUCGGUAUACGACAAUAACACUAGUAGAAUGUUGUUGAUAAAUGCAAUACUCGAGUGCUGGCCAAUUUUGAUGCAUUUAUGCGAUUCAUUCACGUACGAAAUGAGCUUUUGAACGAAGUAAAUGUAGGCAGUUCAAGAGGAUAUGUGCGAAAUCGAUUUUGUUAUGUAUUUAGUGAUUUAAGUGACCGUGCUUUAAUUUAUGCUGUCUGGACGAUGGACAUGGAAACGUGAAUUUAUGGGGAAGGCACUCCCUUAUGUUGGCAUACAAGGAAGUAUUAGAUGAGAUAUUCUUGGGAUGAUGAAGAAACAUCUGGUGGCAGCAAUUUUAUUUUCUCUGGCGGUUGCAACUUACGAGCUUGAUCCUUCACAAUGUCUCACACCCCUUGGCAUGGAAAAUGGCAUGAUAAAGGAUGAGUACAUCACAUCCAGUUCAUCUUUCGACCACGAGAACGUUGGACCACAUCAUGGGAGGAUACGAAAUGAGCUUCAUGGAGGCGCCUGGUGUCCCCUCACCCCAGCCACCCCCGACCUGAAAGAAUGGAUAGAGAUAGACCUUCAAGAUGUAUUCGUUAUAACAGCCACCGGUACACAGGGUCGAUUCGGAAACGGCCAAGGGGUGGAGUUCACCGAAUCCUACAUCCUCGAAUAUUGGCGACCCAGUUUGAAUAAGUGGAUGAGAUACCACAAUAGAACUGGAAAUGAAGUGAUGAAGGGGAACAUGAAUACCUACUUGGAAUCCAAGACCCACUUGGACCCCCCUAUAUGGGCUAGCAAAAUAAGGUUCCUUCCCUUCAGUUAUCACCACAGGACGGUCUGCAUGAGGGUUGAAGUCUACGGGUGCCGGUGGUCCGAAGGCCUCCUCAGUUAUUCCAUGCCCCAAGGCGAUAAAAGAGGAAAUAAUUGGGAGUUCUAUGACGUCACUUACGACGGCCAAUGGAGCGGGGAUCAAUUGAGAUACGGACUGGGACAGUUGAUUGACGGUAAAGUGGGACCAGACGACUUCAAAGUGGCCUUCCACAACCUCAACCUCCAAGGGUGGGUUGGUUGGAAGAACGACCUCAGGAAGACCCCGAUUGAGAUCGUCUUCGAAUUCGAGAAGGUUCGCGAAUUCAACGCAAUUCACAUUUAUUGCAACAACCAGUUCACCAAAGACGUUAGAGUGUUCGCCGAGGCUCGUGUCUUCUUCAGCGUGACCGGUAAAAAGUACAUGGACGAACCGAUAACUUACAAUUACAUCGAGGAUCUUAUCUUCGAGACGCCGCGCAACGUUUCGAUCAAGCUGCAUCAUCGGGUCGGGAAAAUGGUUAAAAUCCAACUUCACUUCGCGUCGCGAUGGAUGUUGGUGAGCGAGAUAACGUUCGAAUCGGCCGUUAUGGACAGGAGUUUUAGUGAAACAGGGGAACAAGAAGAGAUAAAUAUUUUAGACGACCAAAUUUCAACUCCGGGGAUCACAACGAAGAACGAUAUCAGUGCCGUGAAUGCUCAAGAGGACAUCGUCGAUUAUUUGGGAGUAGUAGCCGGGUUGUUAGUAGUGCUUCUAUUUUUCGUCAUCACCGCCGUAGCGGCGGUUGUAAUUAGGCAGAUGCGUAGUAAGACGUCUUCGCGGUCAUCUCAAGUGCCAAUUAGGUGUGAUAAGGCGGUUUUGUAUCAAGAAUCCAACGCCGAAAGGUAUUCCCGAAGCUCGGACUAUGCCGAUAUUAAAGACUGUGAAUACGCGGUUCCGCUUCAGCCUACCCUGCAAGAUUACUGUCACCCCCUGCCGCUUCUCUCAGAAUCACCCCUAAGGCAAUCACCUUCGGAGCAUUACUACGCCGCCACUGAAAUAUGCAACGCUGGUUUCAUCCCCCCACCCCCUCCGUUGUCGACUCCACCCUCUCUGAAAUUGGGUAGACAACCGAAAUACUAUGUUUCGAGUACAUCGAAAAUGCAUAUUGGACCAUAACCUGUGAUAUGUUUCUUAUAGCCUAGCAAACUUUAUUUCUUAAGGUGGAGAUAAUAGGAAGACUGAGGUGAAUCUUAUUACUGCCGUGCUUGUUUUAUUGGAAGAAGUCGACAAUCACAAUCACUCAAUGUUAGAGGCCUUUCAGAACAGAGUUUAAUUAAGAUAGUUAAACUAAGAAUUUCGCAUGCACAAAGAUAAAAUCUCCCGCUAUUAAUGCUGCAUCAUUUCAAAAACACCCCUGCUGUGUCCCUUGACUAUAUAUUUAGCACAAGUCUGAUGCAGUAUGUUUGUUUUCCAUAUCAAUUCUAGUGAAUCUGUGAUUUCUGAUCAAUGAAGUAUUGAUAAGUAGAUUAUUUGAUAAAUUGGACAAAACUGUGUCCUUAUUGGUAAUAAGUCACAUCAAUAAUGAACUUUCGCAUUUGCAAUAAAUAAUGCAUUCUGUAUAUUUA